Letharia columbiana is the source of this 2538-nucleotide messenger RNA. RefSeq lists its product as uncharacterized. Gene Ontology annotation, cellular component: DNA replication preinitiation complex. Gene Ontology annotation, molecular function: single-stranded DNA binding; DNA replication origin binding; chromatin binding. The transcript is spliced from 3 exons. Gene Ontology annotation, biological process: DNA replication initiation; mitotic DNA replication preinitiation complex assembly; double-strand break repair via break-induced replication. Lineage: Eukaryota; Fungi; Ascomycota; Lecanoromycetes; Lecanorales; Parmeliaceae. The coding region runs from base 1 to 2538 and encodes 845 amino acids. The record is from RefSeq and is a predicted model, not a curated record.
AUGUACCUCCCACGCAAUCUGAUCUCCCACCUCUACCAACAUCUCCAACGGAACAAUCACCCUCUGUCACCCCCUGUCCUAAUCUUAGUCGCACUAGAGCCCGAUGCUCUCUGCGCCUGUCGAAUACUCACAGCGCUCCUCAAACGCGACUACAUACUGCACAAGAUCCAACCCAUCUCCGGCUAUGGGGAUCUUACACAAGCGGGGAGAACCAUGGUGCAGCCCAUGAAGAUACAACAAGGUGGGAGCGGAGGGGUGGUGGUAUGUCUCGGUGUAGGGGGACUCGUCGAUAUGUCAAGUGAACUCGGACUGGACUCGGGUGACCCAGGAGAAGACUUGUCCGGAGGCGUCGAAGUAUGGCUCAUUGACGCGCGACGGCCGUGGAAUCUGGGGAAUGUCUUUGAAGGAGAUCCAACCGCUGUUGCUCUCCGAGAGAUCAGCGGCGAUGCUGCGGCAAUAAAUCCAGUUGUUGAUAAUGGACGAAUACAACCGUCAUACAAGCCUGGCCGAGGCGGAAUUAUAGUGUAUGAUGAUGGAGAUAUUGAUGAAGAGUUGGGUGCUGAGCGAGAGGCUUACUGCGAACUCACCAGGAUGCAAGGCGUAGAGGAUUAUGGCGAGGACUCUGGUGACUCAGGCGACGAGAGCGAUGUAGUAGAUUCAAUCGAGGGUGGGCAGCGCUCAAGGAAGCGUAAGUCUUGGUCGGACCGAGAUGAGGAGGACGAGGAGAGUCAAGAUGAGAACAGAAGACCUCGUCAAAGGCCGAGAAGUAACUCUAGUGGCUCCAUAUCUAAAUCACCCGGUCGUCACCGCCAAGAGAGCUCAAGAACUGUACGAGGCUCCUCCGAAACGUCACCUCUCCCUCCAUUGCAAGCUUCGUCGCCAGGACCACCGAAAGGACCAACGAUAGGAUCACUGCGUCGAAAGCUCCUCCGUGAUCGUCGAAAGUACACUGCCACUCUCGAGAAGUAUUAUUCGGGUGGUGCGACCUACUCAGAGCCCAUCUCAUCAAUUCUCUACUCCCUGGCUGAGGAUCUUGGCCGCGAAGAUAACGAUCUCCUAUGGCAUGCCAUUGUUGGGGUCAGCUCGCUGGAACUAUACGGGCGAAGCAUGACUGGGGUUGGAAUAUCGACCUCUCUAGAUGCUGGUGGCUCAGCGGGCUGGGGAGGCGAACGAGGGGAACGAAUACGGCAAGUACUACGAGACGAAGUCCGCCGAUUGAAUCCGCCAGAUCCUAGCGAAGCAUCUCGAGAGAAUGGUCGCGGAGAGAGUUCAGGCGUCAUACCCACCACAGCUCGCUCACCCACCGAUACUUCAAUCCGACUAUCUCCUGAACCCCGUUUCCUCAUGAUCAGACAUUGGUCGUUAUAUGACAGCAUGCUUCAUUCUCCCUAUUUAGCUUCUCGGUUGCACAUAUGGAGCGAUGUUGGUAGAAAAAGACUGCAUAAGCUUCUGGCCAAAAUGGGAGUCAGUCUGAGUCAAUGCAAACAGAGCUACACGCACAUGGAUAUGGACCUCAAGCGAGGCUUACGGGAGAGGUUACUAACCUAUGCUCCCUUGUAUGGACUAGAUGGCUUAGUACCGCCAAGAGCUAGCACUGGUCGUGGAAGAGAAGGCUGGGGUUUCGUAAGAAGCUGGGGCUGGAAAGCAUGCUUAAGUGCACAAGACGUCGGCGUAAUAGUUGGAGCGAUCCUUGAGGUGGGAAAGUCUGGCGUUGCAGCAGGCGAUUCGUCGAGGAACUGGGACCGUGGAAGGGGUGAGCAGAAAGAGCUGGUGGAUGAAGAUGGCAAAGCAGAGGGUGAAGAGUGGGUGCGGAGGUUCUGGGAGGCGUAUGAUGCUCUUGAAAACAUCGAAGCACUCAAACACGCACUUCCCACUGCCCAGCAUCUCCAUAAAGCUAUCCUCCGCACCGGCACCUCCCUCAUCGAAAAGCGCCAAAUUCGCCAUCUACGCGCUUUCCGAAUGGCUGUCGUCAAAGAGGGCCCCGAUGUCCAGAUGUUCACCCAUCCAGCAGCUCUAACCAAACUCGCCCUCUGGGUUGGCGAAGCUAUUGCCGAACAGGAGCGAGAUCAACGCGGCAAGAUAAGGAAAGAUGGCUGGGGCACUCCCCUCGUCUUGGCUAGUCUCAACGAGGCCAGGGGCGUAUUCGUGGUCGUCGGCACAGGGGGAGGUGGCGGCGUAGUCGACUUCGCAGCUCGAGCUAAGCGAAAAUCGAGGUUGGAGGAGAAAGCAAUGGCUCGAGCCGCUAAGCUCGCCGAGAAGGAGCGGAAACGGCAGGAGAGAGAGGAGAGGGAAGAAAACGACGGCGAGCAAGAAAGCGAAGAAGAGGAUGACGACGAGGAUGAAAGCGAUGACGAUGAUGAUGACGAUGCUGGGAAUGGUUAUGGGAAGAACCGAUUUGGUAAUGCGUUUGAGGAAGUUGCCCAAGAGACCAAUGCCAGAGUCAGGAUUGACAGCUUCGAGCAUUGCGUUGUCGAGGUCAAGAAGGAGGAUCUGGGUGGCUUUCUGGAAAAUUUGAGCGUGAAAGCUGUGGUUGGCUGA